Erythranthe guttata (spotted monkey flower) is the source of this 1018-nucleotide messenger RNA. Its product is annotated as Pathogenesis-related thaumatin superfamily protein. The record is from RefSeq and is a predicted model, not a curated record. Lineage: Eukaryota; Viridiplantae; Streptophyta; Magnoliopsida; Lamiales; Phrymaceae.
CUACUUGUCUAUAUAUACAAGCUAAGCACACAAGCUUACACUCAAGCUCACAUUCCACAGCACAGCACAACAAUGGCGGCCACUUAUCUCUUUCCACUUUCCAUUUUCUUCAUAGUGUGCACAGUAGCCAAAGCUACUCACCCCGGCCUCAUUCUCACCGUCGUCAACAACUGCCCCUACACCAUCUGGCCGGCCAUCCAGCCCAACGCCGGCCAUCCCGCCCUCGAGCGCGGCGGCUUCGCCCUCUCCAGCCUCACCCACCGCUCCUUCCCGGCCCCCUCCGCCCACUGGUCCGGCCGCCUCUGGGCCCGCACGGGCUGCAUCUACGCCCACGGCCGCUUCUCCUGCGCCACCGGCGACUGCGGCGGCCGCCUCGAGUGCGGCGGCCUCGGCGGCGCCGCCCCCGCGACCCUAGCCCAGUUCACGCUCCACCACGGCCACGCCGACUUCUCGUCGUACUCCGUCAGCCUGGUGGACGGGUUCAACAUCCCGAUGACGGUGACGCCGCACGAAGGGAAGGGGCAGUGCCCGGUGGUGGGGUGCCGGGCGGAUCUGCUGGCCACGUGCCCGCACGCGCUGCAGGUGCGGGGCCCGCCCCACGGCGGGGUGAUCGGGUGCAAGAGCGGGUGCGCGGCCUUCGGUACCGACGAGCUGUGCUGCCGCAACCACUACAACAGCCCGCAGACUUGCCGGGCGUCGAGCUACUCGGAGUUCUUCAAGCAUGCUUGCCCGGCGACGUUCACCUACGCGCACGAUAGCCCCUCGCUCACUCACGAGUGCUCUGCGCCACGUGAGCUUAAAGUCAUUUUCUGCCAUUGAAAGGACUGUGUACGAUGUUUGGAUCUGACGAAUAUCUGAGUCAUUAAUUUCUAGUUUGUCUUCUUUCUUCGCUUGUAUUUUUAUUAACUGUUGUGAAAAAACAAAGUGAUGGAUGUUUGGGUGUAUGUUUCUCGUGAUGAACGCUAAUGAAGUUUGUUAGUUUUACUUUUUUUGAGAAAUAUAUAUUUAUUUCCUAAUA